Messenger RNA from Amoebophrya sp. A25, 4373 nucleotides. Lineage: Eukaryota; Dinophyceae; Syndiniales; Amoebophryaceae. The record is from the annotation of a GenBank genome assembly.
AUGUCUCGUGAGAUGUCGAUACUGUCCUCUGCUGACGAUGAAGAUGUACCUCUUCGAGCAGAAUCACUUGUUCAGAAGACCCGACGACUGCGCUCUGCGUUUGCACAGCCUGGAGUCUACAUGUCCUGGCAGUGGGCGUUUGUUGCGAUUUCGAUAUUGAAACUCUUUUUCGUAGCUCCCGAGGCCUACCACUCGACCGACUUCGAGGUGCAUCGAAACUGGCUAGCAAUCACGCACCAACUUCCACUAAAUCAGUGGUACCACGAAGCGCGCAGCGAGUGGACGCUCGACUAUCCGCCACUUUUUGCGUAUUUCGAACGCUUCCUUUCGUUUUUUUGUUGGGACGCUCAGGCUUUGCAGAUCGACAACUUGCAGUACACGUCGCACUCCUUCCUCCUCUUCCACAGACUCACUGUUACGGAGCUUGCAAAGAAAGAUAAAAACGGAGUUGUUGUACUACGUACGAUUAUAAGUAGACCAAAGAACAAUGUUGAAAGGGUACCUACAAUCUAAUAUGUAUCGGAGAUCUUUCUCUCGCCCAGAACACCAGAACAUCACCACAGUUUUGAUGGAUCAGAAUUUAGCUUAUGUUCUAAGAAUCUCGUCCUUUUUGAUGCGUUUUUGGUACACGCUUGUCAUAUCUGGGCACCGGGCAGCGAAUUCCUUGUGGCGUUGAACCCGGGGCUGCUGAUUGUGGAUCACAUGCAUUUUCAAUACAAUGGAUUUCUGACAGGGUUAUUGUUCCUUUCGGCGUAUGAAAUCGCUCAAAGACGAAAUUUGCGUGCUGCCGCUCUUUUUGUGUGCGUCUUCAACCUGAAGCACAUCUUCCUUUACGUUGCGCCGGUGUACUUCUUCAUACUUCUUGUGAUUGAGUGCCAUGAACGUGCGGGUGAGCCGAUCAUGGGAGGACCGACGUUGGGCACGCAGCUCAAUAAAAUUCAGGAUAUUUUAAGUUUACAAGUGGGUAGGUUUUCAUCACUAGGGUCGUGAGCUAUCUGCUUUUUAUAAAAUGUGGACCUUCCUACGGCCUGAGUAUAGAACUACUUAGAAAGAAGCGCCCAAGGUAGACUCACACUCACUCAUCGAGUCCUUAGGUCGGUGAAAAAGAAAAACUACGUCCUCUUCUACAUGCAGUGGGAGGCUCCAACAGGAUGCCUAACACCAGUAGUCUGCCAGACAGUCGAUUCCAAGACAUAUGCAAGAUGCAUUCGCUCGCAUCCUCUUUCCCUCCGAGAGCCGAAGACUUGGCGACUAUAGAUGACCGCUUUGCGAGGCUCUUGGACCUCAGUCCUGGUCCUUCUUUAGGCGAUCAGCGCAUAUCAGAUAUCUUGAACUUAAGGGCGUCGGUGUGCAAGUACAACGUUGACAUUAUUUUGAUUUUCAGUUCUCCACAAGCACAACCAUGCAUAAUUUUUGAUGAUUCUACUGGUUUUUGUAGGUCGACACGAAGAAACACAUUCUUCUGUCAGGGUGUUGUAAUUCCUGGACACAAGAAACGAAACAAAGUAGUACGAACAACGAGCGAAAUUUAAUCGUAUCGAAAUGUCUAAUCAAAAAAGGAGGUAGCGUACGUUCGUCCAUGGCUGUACCAUCUGGAAUCCGCGCCACGCAAAAUACCUCGCCAAAGGAAAGCAAGCGUCAGAGCAGCGUUCGUCGUCGUACUGGAUUGCCUGGUGAAGCAUCAGAAGAUGUUUCGCCAACUGGAGGUGGCUCCAAGUCACCCCUGCGCAACAAAACAACUGCUGCUGGCGGUCUAGGUCCCCGUGCGCCAUUUGUCGCUGGACUGCCGACACCGAGUAGCCAGUUUCGCCCGCUUGGUCAGCAUCGAGACGCCGUGAAUCUGAAUGGCCUAGUCGGUGAAGAGCCCAACAACACCAAGGACGCAUUCGCUGCUUACAUGGAAGCAAGGGGGCGCAUGAUGGCGGACUUCGAACAGGAGGAACUGAAAUUAUAUGCUGCCGCAGACAAAUUAAAAACUAAGAACAAGGGAGGUUCGCCGAUGGAUCAGGUCGCGAACUCUUGUUCGCGUGGAGGAGGUCUUUACAGUCUGCAAGAACCAAAAUUUUCUUUGUUUCGUUUUCUGCGUCUCGGUUUCCUCGUGCUGGGGCUUACGGCGCUGGUCUGGGCUCCAGUCACGCUGUUUCCUGCUUUGGAAAGAGCGGUGAAAGCACAAGCUGGGAUGUUGGAGUCGAGCCAGAAAAUAACUGGUUCCUGGACAGGUUCUUGGCGGAGCGGAGAGCAAGCUGAGGAGAGCAGCAACAUGAACGCCGUCUCGGUCUUCGCCCUUCGGGUGGUAGGCGGAACCAUCGCUGAAGGCAAGCAGAUCGUUUCACGCCUCUUUCCAUUCGGGCGCGGAUUAACGCACGCCUACUGGGCGCCGAAUGUCUGGGCACUCUACAAUUUCGCAGACCGCGUGUUAGCGAAAAUCCUGCGUGUUGAAAAUACUGGCGGCGCGACUAGUGGAUUGGUCGUUACGAUUUUUUUAUACCAUCAUUGUCGGCCUAGGCCUAUGUACUAGAUCACUAGCUGUAGCUAAUUGGGUUUUGAGGGUGGCAUGAUGUCCCCUCGAGGACGGUUUCGGGUCGAUGCUGCCCGGUAUGACCCUGUACUUCAAGCCCAUUUAUUCUGUCUGAUGUUCUAAUUUCAAAGUUUAUAAGUCGGCCGUCCUACCCUCGAUUACUCCACCUUUCUGCUUAUCGCUCGUGCUAGCUGGAUAUGUCGUCGCCAUCGCUGUGGCCUUGCAAAAAUACAACCCGUGGCCGGCAAAGCAAAAGCCGGGAAGACAAGCCAACAUUAAGCAGAGCAAUAUUAAGGUUCAAGGAAAUUCAUUUCAAACGGUCAUUUUCCUCGGUUUGCUUUUUGGGAUUCCGAAGAAAUGAACCCAAGAAAUGAAUUGUUUUGAGCUCUAACAAUAGUUGUCGUUGUACUUGGUAUGAUUUCAGAACUAGAAGUAGAAUGCAUAAACUCCGUGUCUACUCGAAGACAACUAGACUUUUCAUUGAUCGUGAUUUUCUUUCAUGAAUAUGAGCAGUUCUGGCUCCAAUACAGUUACAGUAACAUCAUACUCUUCUAUCUACUAAUUCUGCCAGUCCGUUCGCGCUUCGGGAUCCUCGGACACCUCCACCCCGCGUUUUCGAGGGUGUUGACGUGCUCUUCUUUCUCGCGAUUGGCAGUGCCAUAGCGUUUGUUAAGGAUCACAUUGGUUUUGCUCAUCCCUUCUUUAUCAUUCUUGGCGUUGUCGUGCUCGUGUAUAAGGUCACAACCACAAGCAAGAAAGAUAAUCCAGUACCAAGGAUGCAGUAGUUAGAGUGAGGGAAAAUGUAACUACUAGAUCAUCGACAGACUUUAGUAGAUAGAUUUUCUUCCAAUACGCAGCUCGGAUGGCAUGUUCACGAGAAAGCCAUACUGAUGACGACGCUCCCGCUGCAGCUUUUCGUCCAUACAAAGAUUCAGCAAGGACGCAGCGACGACGCCAAGAAGGACAGUUUGCUUGAGAAGAUGAACGAAGGAGUAUCUGCUUCUGCCAUCGCUGAUUUCAUCCCGUCCACACCGUCUCGGCCGAAACUCUCAGCGGCAUUUCUGCAGGCGUAUCUGCUCUUGACGGUCGUGGCCACUCUGACUGUGAUGCCACUGAUCCCAGUUGCGGAUCGCUUGGGCUCCUGUACCAAAUGGUUGCUCCUCUUCCUCUUUCACGGUGCGGAUAUGCAGUUCUUAGGUUUGUUUCCCCAGGCCUGGUGGACAAAGCUCGGCUGCGCACUCUCGAUGCUGUUCGCGUUUUACAACGACAGCGACAUGAACGUUUUGCUGUUUGGAGCAAAGUGGGAAUUCAUACCCCUUAUGCUCCUCAGUAUCGUAAACACUGUGCUCGUCGGUUGCGCACUCUUGAUUCUCAUAUGGCACUUCUGAGUGAUGUCACAGUGACAUACAUUGGGAUUGGGUGUACCAAGAGGUACUUACUAGUACGAGGAAACACGAACUCAGUCUCAGAGUCAGAUCUGCAUCGACAGGAGCGUGUGUCUUGGUGAUUUCAUGAAGAUUUUAUUUGGUGUCAAAAAUUGAGAUCUCCAAGGAAGAUGAGAUAUCUGGCAGCCCUCUCAAUCACUAGGCUGGGUUUUAAAGACAACAAGCACGUAGACUGAGAAUUCUGUCUUGUACAACACGAUAAAAGAACAGUUUGAGUUUUUCUUCAAAAACAGGUACUUAGAAUAAGAAGUAUGCUGAAUGAGAAGAUUAUUUGUCUAUUGUAUGAAACACGACACUUCCAUAGAAAAACAGCUAGGUUUGGGCUUGGCAAGAAUGAAGCAAGUAGCCUCGGCUGCAGUUUUCCAGACGUCGCUUUCGCAAGAGAGUGUUCAGAAACAUUCCCACUUUCU